This is a messenger RNA of Asterias rubens (European starfish), 3634 nucleotides long. RefSeq names its product nucleoside diphosphate-linked moiety X motif 19-like. Gene Ontology annotation, molecular function: hydrolase activity, acting on acid anhydrides, in phosphorus-containing anhydrides. Lineage: Eukaryota; Metazoa; Echinodermata; Asteroidea; Forcipulatida; Asteriidae. The record is from RefSeq and is a predicted model, not a curated record. Bases 215 to 1411 code for a protein of 398 amino acids. Gene Ontology annotation, cellular component: mitochondrion. The transcript has 4 exons.
UACAAGGUAUUGUUUUUUCACACACGUGACACGGUCGUCAAAAAGUGGCUUCCCUUUAUCGGAGAAACCCGAGCUACUGUACUAUUUCAUUGUACAUCAUACAAAAUCUUGUUAUUGAUAACAUAGCAUCUGCUGAACUAAGCUUCUGAACGGCGACAACUAAAUUUUUCCAUCUUAUUUAAGUCACCAGCUCCCUUGAAACUGGUCUUGAGCCAUGAAGCACUGGAAGGAGGCAGCCACUGUAAUCUUAGCUGCCAGCAUAAGACAAAAUGGACGAGUUAAGAUGCCGAUAGCAGCGACAUCCAAAAUACAACCCAACCAAGAGAGUCCCAAUGUCGCUCCAUUUGACUAUAAAGUACUAAUGCUACAAAGGACCCAUCGGAGCUCAUUCUUUGCUGGUGCUCAGGUGUUUCCUGGUGGGGGUAUCGACGAAGCAGAUUUCUCCCCAAAGUGGAUGGAACUGUUCGCUGAAGCCGGUAUAAAAACACUUGCAGAUUUUGGGCCGAUGGUAAACAUCAGUCAAAACAGCAGACCGCCGAUGAUCGCAGUGCACAGAGAUUCACCCAUACCCAGUGACAUAGCAUUCAGAAUCUGCGCUAUACGAGAAACAUUUGAAGAAUCUGGGGUACUUCUUGUAAAACCUUUCAGUCAUCUUACUACUACUAAAGCACCCUCAGCAGUACAGUUUGGACAGCACAAGUUACUUGGAACCUCAGAGGCAGCAAACUUAAAAGUUAGCAAAGAGUGGCGACAGCGGGUGCAUAAAAACGCCAGCGCCUUCUUAGACUUAUGUCGUGAGUAUAAGAGUCUUCCUGAUGUAUGGUCAUUGGCGGAGUGGUCUAAUUGGCUAACACCAUCUGAUUUACCCAAGAAGCGUUACGACACAAUGUUCUAUUUGUGUUGUAUGGAGACUUUGCCCGCGGCUAACAUGGAUAACAAAGAGAUAAUUCAAUCACAGUGGUUAACGCCGAGCCAAUCUCUAACGCAGUUUGUUGAAGAGGAAUACUUCCUACCACCACCCCAGGUUUACGAGCUUCAACGGCUAUGUCGUUUCCAAACACUUUCGGAGUUAUUCAGUUUUAGUCAACAGAGGGCGCUGUUAGGGUGUCUACAGUAUCUCCCUGUGAGGAUGAAUUGCAACGACGGUGUAAUUUCACUCUUACCAGGAGAUUCAAUGUAUCCCAAGAAGCCAGUCUUUGAAAACAUUCAAGGUGAGAACAUUCCAGUACUAGAUGAGUCGAUACAAGACAACACUGACCAGAACUCCAGUCAGCUCAAUCGUCAGACCUUUGCUUUAGGUACACGUAGUGUAUCAACGUGCCGCUCUGUCUGUAGUAUAACACAUCCUAAUGGUCACUGUUCACCAUUACCGCUUGACGAAUGUAUUGAUUCAAUCAAAUCAAAAUUAUAAAAAUUAAAAAAAUUGUUAGGAUUUCAAUAGACCGAUCCAUUAGGCUCCGUCCACGACGAGCAAGAACAUGCGAGCCUCUCCAAUACCUUCGCCAAGCAUAUGCACAUGCAUGUCAGACUUUAUUUUGUCGGACCUAUGUUGCGUUGUGAUUGGUCAAUACGGGAACGGGGCGGAGCUUAUUGGAUUGGUCUAUUGGGUGUGAAGCUUCUACUUGUGAAAUAAACCAAUCAUUAAUAAUAAUAAUCAAUGUUUCUGAUCAGUAGGCCUCAAACUGUAUCCUGGAUUUAUCUGUUUCUAUUCAAUAUGCUCCAGAUUGUCUUUGUCUUUCUUCUGUAGAAGAAUAAGAGUGUACUGAUCAGAGCCUUGAGUUGUUUGAGUUGUUAAACACUGGUUAUAUUUAGAAACACCAUAACUUAGAUACUAUUUUCAUGUACAGGGUAUUCCUGCAAACCUUACUACUGUAAAUUGUAUCUCCAUCAUGCAAAGUUUUAAAUCCUUCUAGAUACAUGGUGUUGUUAUACGGCAAACCUUGUGGGCAUAACUACAAGUUUGUUUAAAUUUAAAUAUCCAUCAUUUUCACUUUGUAUAACGAUUUUCUGGAGAAGUGCACAUUUUAAAUCCAUAUCAUUAUUACUAUUAUUAUUAAUAAUUAUUGUGUUAAUGUGAACUGGACCGCUUGGCCACAACCUGCCACAUAUAUUUAGCAUGUAUAAAGCAAAUAUUUGUUUUAAAGUUAUAUUUUAUUAUAAUUUCAAAUAAAACCUAUACAAGAAUCAUAUAAACCCCAAAAAAAAGUCUUCAUUUGUGAUCAUUUGUUGAUUUAGACACAGACUAUUGGGUUCCUAGCCUCGGUUGUCAGUGCAUUAAGUAGGGAAAAGUAUUGACAAACAACUUCAAAACAGCAUCACUUUGCUCUUAAAAAUGAUAUGCAGGUGGCUCCCCUUCCCCAGUAUGCAUCGACUUCAUCAUGCUGAUAUAAUAACAGUGGAAGCGCACAGCACUUUUUUAAAAUGAAAAAAGUUUAAAGCGAAUUUAAAAAACUUUGUGUGUCAAUUACUUAAACCAAUUUGAUUCAGGUCUUGUGAGAAAAUACAUUUGGUCCAGUUAAAAAUGUGAAACGCAAGUCAACAGUCUUAAUCAGCCUGCCGUCUCUUCCUAACUUAGGAUUAAUCUCAGGUUUUAGGACGAGUUAAAUCCCCUCUCCAAAGACGUCAUGACGCAGUGAACCCAUCUUAAGUUAGGAUGGGUCACUCCAACUCGAGACGGGAUGAAUCCUAGCGUUUCCUAAGAUCAGCGGCUGGCUAUAUAUGCCGUGUGCACAGGAUGGGCCAAUAAGAAACAAGGUGAUUAUAACCGCAGACUUGGGGACAUAAUUACCAUAUUCAUUUUCUAAAUAAUCUGCACAUCACAAGGCGACAAGCAAUUUAACAAUAAAAGAUACAUUAUCAGAGCUGAUAUUUUUUAAUAGCUGUCACACAGAGACUUCUGCUUGACAUGAUUUAUUUUCUAAUCAAACAUUUUCGGGGUACCAGUCAAGUAUUUAGCUGGUAAUCAAGGAUUAUUGACAAACAAGCUAUUACAAUCAAUGUUUUAUAAAAGACCUUAUGCACAUGACGUCGCCAUGUAGAGAUCAAACGGAGGCUGGUGAUUAGCGAUUUGAUUGUUUCAUUACCCGUAAGAUGGCGGAUGGAUGACGUCAAUGCAUAAGGUCUAUACCUGACCCAGAAGCCAAAUCUGAAUCAAGUGACUUACAUGUACUACGGCUAUGGCUGAUGGCUCCAAUGACAAUAUUGAAGCACGGGACUUUUCAGCAAUAGCCACUGAUGAAGCCAUUAAUUCGGUCAAUGGCUUUUGACCAAAUUAACACAAAACCAACAGGAGUAUUCUAGAACAACAGGUGGCAGCAGACUAGCCAGAUGCACCUAUUGUUCUUAAACAUGGCAAGUCUUUAAACUAUUUCCCAUCGCGUAAGCUACCCCUUUUUAAAACUAAUGUUAGUCAUUGUUUUCAAUGAUUCAACGAAUUUAAAGUUGUCACCCAUAAAUGGAUUUUUAUUUCAUUAUUGUACAGUUUGUUCAGGGUUGUUGCAUUUUAAAAAGCAAUCCCAUGAAAAGCAUGAAUCUGCAACGGGAAAAAAAAAACUGAAAUCAAAAGACAAAGUAGUUUUAUUACUUCAGAAAUGACAACUAAAUUUAGAGCCUUCACCAAUUAACUAAUCAAAAC